AUGGGCUUCUUCCAUCGCAAUAAGGUCAGUAAGACCGCCGCCGGGCCGGUGCCGGUCAAGCCCGCGCCGGUAAACGCCUCGGGUCACUAUCACGCAUCGCCGCCGCCGCCGCCGCCACGUCCUCCACGGUAUGCGACGUCGACGACGCAGACACCGACGUACUGGCAGCCCCAGGCACAGUACCACCAUCCCCCGCCUCCAUAUCACCACCCGCAACAAGAGCUGCAACAUCAACAGCAGGUUCAGCAGCAACAACAACAACAACACCGCCCCCAGGGAUGGUCUCAACACCCCCAACGGGGCCCGUACCCCCAACCCAUCGUCGUGAACCAGCACUACCACCUUCACCCGCCGCCGCCCUCCUCCCACCUCGCCCUCACCGCACCGCCGGCGGCGGCGGCGGCGGCAGCGUCCCACGCUGGCGUUGGGGCGAACCCUUGCCCCUUGGGCCUCGACAAGUUCGCCGGCUCGGUCGUGACCAUCGCCAAGGACUUCGCGUCGCCGCACUUCCUUGAGGAGCCCAACUUCCACCCGCACGCCGCGCAGCUCAUAAGUUCCACCGCCGUCUGCAUGGACCAGAUCGCCGGGUGCUUCAAUGACGUCAUGACCCUCAUUGACUGCGAGAGGCUCGUGGGUAACGAGAAGGCCCUGUUCUCGUACCAGCAGGACGGUGACGCGAGGAAGACGACCAAGAAGAAGGGGUCCUCCUCCUCCUCCUCGUCGUCGUCGUCGUUGUCCAAGGGGCAGUCGACCGCUGUCGCCCCGUCGGUGGUUUCCGGGAACUACUUCGCAAAGGUCGAGUUAUACGCCAACUCGAGGUUGGCCAUGAAUCUCCCGCCGCUGAGGCUAUACAUGCCCACCUGGCCCAUCCUCUGCAUGGCGGCGCAGUACGCCGAGCGCGUGUACGACAACCCCAAGGGCGCCGAGCGCGACGCCCACGUCUCGGCCGACUGGAGGACGGGCACCAAGGCCAUGGUGAUCAAGUCGGUGCCCAUGGACCACGUCGGCACCAUCGUCUUCGCCAUCCGCGGCUCGGCCAGCGUCCAGGACUGGGCCGUCAACCUCAAGGCGGAGCCCGUCCCGCCGGCCGGCUUCCUCGACGACCCGGGCAACUCGUGCCACGCCGGCUUCCUCGACGUCGCGCGCAAGACGGUGCGGCCCGUCGCCGCGCGCCUGCGCCAGCUGCUCGAGGAGGACCCGCGCCGCAGCGCCUACAGCCUGCUCAUCACGGGCCACUCGGCCGGCGGCGCCGUCGCGAGCCUGCUGUACGCCCACAUGCUGUCGACGUCGCCCGAGGCCGAGAGCGAGCUCAACGUGCUGACGGGCUGCUUCAAGCGCGUGCACUGCGUCACCUUCGGCACGCCGCCCGUCAGCCUGCUGCCGCUGCAGCGGCCGGACCGGCCCGAGCUGCGCAAGAGCCUGUUCCUCACCUUCGUCAACGAGGGGGACCCGGUGCCGCGCGCCGACAAGGCCUACGUGAAGAGCCUGCUGGAGCUGUUCGCGGCGCCGCCGCCGCCGAGGGAGAGGGAGAGCAAGCCGGCCAUCUCGGCGCUGGUCGUCGGCGGGGGCCAGGAGAGGGAGACGAAGGAGAAGAAGAAGAAGAAGAAGGCGGACGUGGGGAGCCGGCUGGCGGCCAAGGCGAGCAAGAUGUCGCUGGCCCAGGCGGCCAAGGGGUCCCGAGACUCUUCGGAGAGGGACGGGGGCAGCGGCAGCAGGAGGAGGAGCAAGCCGAUGUGGAACCUCCCGCCGAGCACGCUCAGCUCGCCCGGCCGGAUCGUGGUGCUCCGGAGCGGCGAUCCCAGGGCGGGCAUCAAGGACCGGAAGACGGUGGCCGAGCGGCUGGACGAGGGGGUCAUCGCACAGACGGUCACGGACCAGGAGCUGCGGCAGGUCGUGUGGGGGGACCCUGUGUGCCACCUCAUGAGACUGUACUCGGGGAGGAUCGAGACUCUCGCAGUCGGGGCUGUCACUGGAAAGCAUGGUUGA
This is a messenger RNA of Colletotrichum navitas, 1986 nucleotides long. Its product is annotated as Alpha/Beta hydrolase protein. The coding region runs from base 1 to 1986 and encodes 661 amino acids. Gene Ontology annotation, biological process: lipid metabolic process. Lineage: Eukaryota; Fungi; Ascomycota; Sordariomycetes; Glomerellales; Glomerellaceae. The transcript is spliced from 2 exons. The record is from RefSeq and is a predicted model, not a curated record.